AUGCAAAUCGCCUCUUUAUUCAUUUUAUUCAUAGCAAACUCGGUGACGCUAUUUGGCGUGGGUAUCUUACUUAUUAGGAAUAUCUGGUCUAUCGGUGCCAAUGUAACGACGAUUGAGGGCUGGGAAAUUGAACGACACGAGACGCUAGUCUCCCGAGCCAAGAAGCAAGGCGGUCUCAUCUACGGCCCAAAUGGUAAACAAAUCAGAUUAAGUCAACAAGAAUUUCCGUACGAUAUUGGUAUCAUGAAGAAUGUGGCACAAAGUAUGGGUCGGAAUCCAUUAUUCUGGUUAUUUCCGCUCGGGCCCACCCCAUCCAAUGAAUCCGGGCUGUCGUUUGAGACCAAUGGCUUUGACGAUCGUCCUUGGCCACCGCCAGACCCAGACAGGAUAUCAAAACGCGUUGUUCUUCCAUCUUCAGAGGCUUUCACACGCGACGAGAACGAACAUAAUGCAGAGCAGCGAGUAACUGCAUUCCGCAAAAGGCAACAGGCGGAUUCCAGACGCUUGGAGAAUGGCGCCAACGUGAGCAAGCGAGCUACAGAUACACGCAAAGGAUCCACAUGGAAGGACUCCAAUGGAGAACGACUUGAUGAUUUUGGCGUUGACGAAGCCUCAGACUUUGACGAGGACGAUAUACCCCUCCGCGAGCUCCUCCGACGACGCACAGGCCACGCGAGUUCGCCACCUUGA
Messenger RNA from Bacidia gigantensis, 690 nucleotides. RefSeq lists its product as uncharacterized. The record is from RefSeq and is a predicted model, not a curated record. Bases 1 to 690 code for a protein of 229 amino acids. The transcript is spliced from 2 exons. Lineage: Eukaryota; Fungi; Ascomycota; Lecanoromycetes; Lecanorales; Ramalinaceae.